AUUUAUAGUACAUACAUACAAAGACAAAGUAGGUACGUCAAGUCAAGUAUUAUUUUCAUAUUUUGUGAUUGUGAUUUGUGAAAGUUUAGGUUUGAAAUUUAGAUUUCUUUCGAAAACAAAAUACUUCAACUAUGUCGUGUCGUAACGCAAGUCAUGCUGGGAGUUGGUACACGGAAAAUGGUUCAGAACUGUCCCGGCAACUGGACCUUUGGUUAUCCAAAGCCGAUCUCACCCAUGGACCAGCCAGAGCUAUAAUUGCUCCACACGCUGGCUACUCGUACUGCGGCGCGUGCGCUGCAUUCGCUUACAGACAAAUCAGUCCUGUGGUCGUUAAACGCAUCUUCAUCCUGGGUCCAUCUCACCACGUGCGACUCGGCGGCUGCGCCUUGUCCUCACUGGACAAGUACCAGACGCCUCUCUACGACCUCACCAUAGACAAACAGAUAUAUGCUGAGUUAGAAGCGACGCGGCUGUUCGAAUGGAUGGACGUACAGACGGACGAGGACGAACAUUCUAUAGAGAUGCAUCUACCGUACAUCGCCAAGGUUAUGGAGGAAUAUAAGACUGGCUUCACAAUAAUACCUAUUUUGGUUGGUUCACUAACACCUGAAAAGGAGGCAACGUACGGCUCAAUUCUAGCACCUUAUCUCGCUGACCCCCAGAACUUAGUGGUGAUAUCAUCAGACUUCUGCCACUGGGGUACAAGGUUCCGUUACACGUGGCGCGACCCCUCACGCGGGAGACUCUACCAGAGCAUCGAGUGGCUGGAUAAACAGGGUAUGGAUAUAAUAGAGAAAAUGGAUCCCCGCUCGUUUACCGAUUAUCUCAACAAAUACAACAACACGAUAUGUGGACGACAUCCUAUUGGAGUGCUUUUACAGGCGAUAGCGAAGCUAAAAAGUCAACCGCACGCACCACACAUGUCGCUAAAGUUUCUCAAGUACGCGCAAUCCUCUGAAUGUAUGACCAUGCAGGAUUCCUCCGUAUCCUACGCCAGCGCUUCUUUGGUCUUCGAAUAGGAAUAUUAUUAGUAUUUUUUGUAAAAUAAAAGUGUGUGUCAGCCCCGACGCACGAAUGGAGUUUACUCUUUCAGAUCGACUGUCUAAAUAGGUGUAUGUCGUCCCGCAGCAUACACUAUGUACGUCUCAAUACUGACGCCUGAAAAGGUGAAAGGUGCGCAACCGAGGUGCAGCAGGCCGCGGCGUGCGCUCCCGCCAACAACAUGCACAUGCGUGCAGGCACGCCCACGCGCGGGAGUGCACGGUGAAAGGUGCGCAGAAUAGGUUGCGCACAAAAACCGGUUUCAUACCGGGGGGUAUAUAUGUAAAAUCGAUUCUUAAGGAGUAAACUCCAAAAUAAAUUGUAAUAAAUGUUCACGCAUACGGGCCAUCGGAGACAGACACUGGCCAGCCCACAGAUUAAAGAAUAAUAGGCAGAUAGAGCGCACGGAACACAGACGGUGUCGUAGCCGCUCCAAAUACAAAAUUCAGAAAUAAAUACAUUCUCGAGUCAGUACGACACGAACCGUCGCAUCAGUAACUUUAUGUUAUUCAAGAAAAAUGGCGUCUUAUGUUUUUUUUAAUAUUUUAAAAACUGUUCACAACAACUAAAGAAAUAAAAUGAAGUAUUUUUUAUUAAUAAUUCUUGAUUAUUAUAUUAAUUUAAGUAAUUGUUGUUAGUGAUAAGUUUUGAAAUACAAAUUAUGAAAAUGUUUGAAUGUGCAGAUGUAAGGGCGUUUGGGUUUUUUAUGGGUUUUAUGGGUUAUUCACCACGCUGCUUGUAAAUAGUCAAUCUGGAUCAUCUUUAUUCUGUAAAUUAGUCUGAGGAUGGCUUAGACAUUAUAGAGCUUAGACACGGUACAUGCAACUUGUGAAUGGACUUCUUAAAAUCUAUACUAAUAUUAUAAAGGGGAAUGAUUUCGUUGUUUGUAUGUUUGCAUUGAAUAGUCUCCGAAACUACUAAACCGAUUUGUAUAAUUCUUUCACUGUUGGGAAGCUACACUAUCCCCGAGUGCUAUAGGCUAUAUUUUAUCCCCGUAUUCGCACGGGAACGGGAACUACGCAGAUAAAACCGCGCGGCGUCAGCUAGUGUUAUAUAAGGUUGUUUAUAGAGUGAUAUUUAAACCUUAGAACUUUCGCUUGGAAAUACAUCAGAAUACAAUUACUAUAAUUUGGAGAGUUAAGAUUGAGAAUUAAAAAAAAAACGCUUAAUAUUAAAAAAAAUACAAUAUAAAAAUGCGUUAUUCGUAUAAAAAAUAAACUUACAAAGGAUGAACAAAAUAAGGUAAUAUUUAAUUUAAUAGAAUUUAAUACAUUUUGCACUACUAACAAAAUGAUUUUUUUUUAUUAAUAAUUACUUUUUCAUUUAUUAUUGCAAGAUUAUUAAUAUACAAUAUUUUUCUGUUUAAAAUAAUAAAAAAGGAAAAUUUAUAAUAAGUUAAAUAUUUGUUGAAUUAUUAUUUAGCUGAUAAGAUUGUAUUAAUAUCUAUUUAGUUUACAUUCAAGGCAACUAAGAAUAGUUAUAAUUAAAAAAAAGUUGUAUCGUAAUAUGCCUGAUGCCUGAGCUAAGUAUAUGAGCUAAAUAUAUGAGGAAAAAAAACCAUUUUUUUUUUUUUUAAUUUCAUGAAGACUAGAGAGUUUUCUUGGCAAGAGACUUAAUAGCUGGCCACACUAGGCAUAAAUUAUUUAACAGACUUAUGAGCUUUUUUGGAUUGUAAACCAAAAUGGAGUAAAAAUAACUUGGUUGUUUUUUUAUUAGUUUUGUUUUUUUAUUGAUUUAAAGUUAUAAAAACCGUUUUUUUAACGUUAUCCUGUUACGUUUUUAUAACGUUUGAGCCCCGAUUUUUUCUCUAUCUCUCUCUGUCUUACACCAUACUAUAGAUGGAGAUAGAUGGAGAUGAUUUCAAUAUUCACAUUGUCGAGUUAUAAAGACUAUAGUUACAAAAUACGGUUAAAUUUAAUUAUGAGUGUUUGUUUAUUAUGCUCUUACCCCUAUUCAUAAACAUAGAUGAAGAUUUAAACAUUUUUCUUCAAUGAUUUACGUCAUAGUAAAGUAGACCAUAAAUACUACUUUUUAAAGUUUACUUUACUUUGAAGAAAUUUGAGGUUUAAAUCCUAGUCCUUGUUUAUAAAUAAGAGUGUUAAUGUAUUAUUUAUGUAUAUUUUUACAUGGUUGUCUAUUUAGAAGGAAUGUAAGCUUCAAAAUUAAUCUCAUAAAUUAAAAAUUAACCUCGGUCUCAAUUUAGCAUUUAUUUCGUAAGGUGUCCAAUAAAGAUUUAAGUUGC
Bicyclus anynana (squinting bush brown) is the source of this 3283-nucleotide messenger RNA. Its product is annotated as protein MEMO1. The record is from RefSeq and is a predicted model, not a curated record. The coding region runs from base 132 to 1019 and encodes 295 amino acids. The transcript has 9 exons. Lineage: Eukaryota; Metazoa; Arthropoda; Insecta; Lepidoptera; Nymphalidae.